Messenger RNA from Scheffersomyces stipitis CBS 6054, 1364 nucleotides. It is a transcript of the gene LSC2, whose product is annotated as succinate--CoA ligase (GDP-forming) subunit beta. The coding region runs from base 28 to 1272 and encodes 414 amino acids. Gene Ontology annotation, cellular component: mitochondrion; succinate-CoA ligase complex. Gene Ontology annotation, molecular function: succinate-CoA ligase (ADP-forming) activity; metal ion binding; ATP binding. The transcript is spliced from 2 exons. Lineage: Eukaryota; Fungi; Ascomycota; Pichiomycetes; Serinales; Debaryomycetaceae. Gene Ontology annotation, biological process: tricarboxylic acid cycle; succinyl-CoA metabolic process. The record is from RefSeq and is a predicted model, not a curated record.
CACUACUGUCUAAUCAUAUACGCCCCAAUGUUGUCUAGAACCAUUGCCCGUGCCUCCAGAGCUGUUGCUCAACAGAAAAGAUUCUUGUCUUUGCACGAAUACCGUUCCGCUGCCUUGCUUGAGCAAUACGGCGUCGGUGUUCCUAAAGGUUACGCCGCUACCACGGCUGAAGGCGCCUUUGACGCUGCUAAGAAGCUCGGAACCACUGAGUUGGUCAUCAAGGCCCAAGCCUUGACCGGUGGCCGUGGUAAGGGUCACUUCGACUCUGGUUUACAAGGAGGUGUCAAAUUGAUUUCGUCUCCAGAAGAAGCCAAGGACUUGGCUGCUCAGAUGUUGGGCCACAAGUUGAUCACAAAGCAGACCGGAGCUGCCGGAAAAGAAGUCACUGCCGUAUACAUUGUAGAAAGAAGAGAUGCCUUGACUGAAGCUUACGUAGCCAUCUUGAACGACAGAGCCGCCCAGACUCCAAUCAUUGUCGCUUCUUCCCAGGGUGGUAUGGACAUCGAAGGUGUUGCUGCCGAGACCCCAGAAGCCAUCCACACUUUCAAGGUUGACUUGAAGGAAGGUGUCACUGACAAAUUAGCUACAGAAGUAGCUUCCGUAUUGGGCUACACCGACGCUGCCAUCCCAGAAGCAGCCAAGGCUGUCCAGAACUUGUACAAGGUGUUUGAAGAAAAGGACUGCACCCAAGUUGAAAUCAACCCUUUGUCUGAAACUCCAGACCACAAGGUAUUGGCCAUGGACGCCAAGUUGGGCUUUGAUGACAAUGCUUCGUUCCGUCAAGAAGAAGUAUUCAACUGGAGAGACCCAACCCAGGAAGACCCUGAAGAAGUCGAAGCUUCCAAGUACGGCUUGAACUUCAUCAAGUUGGACGGUAACAUCGCCAACAUCGUCAACGGUGCCGGUUUGGCCAUGGCCACUAUGGACAUCAUCAAGUUGUACGGAGGUAAGCCUGCCAACUUCUUGGACUGUGGUGGUACUGCCACCCCUGCCACUAUCGAGAAGGCUUUCGAAUUGAUCUUGUCUGACAAGAAGGUCAACGGUAUCUUUGUCAACAUCUUCGGUGGUAUCGUCAGAUGUGACUACGUUGCCGAAGGUUUGAUUGCUGCCACCAAGAACUUCAACUUGGACAUUCCAGUUGUCGUCAGAUUACAGGGUACCAACAUGCAACAGGCCAAGGAGUUGAUUGAUAACUCGGGCUUGAAGUUGUUUGCCUUUGAAGACUUGGACCCUGCCGCCGAAAAGAUCGUCGAAUUGGCUCCAGCCAACUAGAUAGAUUUAUAUAGCUAAUCCAUAGAGUGAGAGAAAAGAGUAGAAGAUAUGGUAAUGAAGUAGUACGCAAGUAAUUCAGCAUCAAGUUGUAC